This is a messenger RNA of Vigna unguiculata (cowpea), 1494 nucleotides long. RefSeq names its product ADP-ribosylation factor GTPase-activating protein AGD12-like. The record is from RefSeq and is a predicted model, not a curated record. Gene Ontology annotation, molecular function: phospholipid binding; GTPase activator activity. Lineage: Eukaryota; Viridiplantae; Streptophyta; Magnoliopsida; Fabales; Fabaceae.
CUCUCUUGUGGAUUUCAAAUUCACCUCUUUCGAUUCAUUCAUUCACAGCUAUUUUUAUUCUCUUCUUCUUUUUUCUCUGUAAUCUAUCUUUGCACUCUCAAUUUUUAGUUUCUCUCUCUUCUUUUCAUUUUCUUCUCCUUUCCCUCGUGUCACCUCAAGAACAUAAUUCGUUAAGUGCAAACGUUCUUUCAGAAAAAAAUAAAAAAAUUCCUAACACCCAGAAAUCCGACAUUUUUUCACCCUUUGACGACCAUUUGCAUUCGCUGUAACCGAGGAUAUAUCGAAUUUAAGGUUCUUUAUUAGCUUGGCUGCUAUUACAGGAGUUGCAGUUUGAACUAUUGCUGGCUUCAGAGGUGGCAAUGAGUGAACUUGGAAGGCCUGUCUCAAGUAAAAGAAGGUUGAAGGAUUUAUUGCUUCAAAAAGAUAAUCGUUUUUGUGCUGAUUGUAAUGCUCCAGAUCCUCAAUGGGCAUCAGCGAAUAUUGGAGUUUUUAUAUGCCUAAAAUGCUGUGGUGUGCACAGAAGUCUUGGCGCUCAUAUAUCAAAGGUUUUGUCUGUGACAUUGGAUGAAUGGUCAGAUGAGGAAAUAGAUGCAAUGAUUGAAGUUGGAGGAAAUUCUUCUGCUAAUUCAAUUUAUGAGGCUUAUAUUUCACAAGGAAGUGUAAAACCAGGACCAGAUGCCAAUCAUGAGCUGCGCAAAAAUUUCAUCCGGUCGAAGUAUGAACGUCAAGAAUUUGUUAAACCUAGUUUGCGCAUUAAGUCGGGAAGAAUGAAUAGUAAAGGGAUUAUGGAUAAUUUGCGAAGUACUAGCGGUUCGCAUGAGGACGGAAAGGGAGGAUUUAUUGGAAAUUUGAAGGUAAAAGUGAUCAAAGGCACAGAUUUAGCUAUCAGAGAUAUGAUGACCAGUGAUCCAUAUGUUAUCUUCACACUUGGCCAACAGACUGUUCAGACAACUGUAGUAAAGAGUAAUUUGAAUCCAGUCUGGAAUGAAGAACUUAUGCUGUCUGUCACUAGGCCAUUUCCAUUAUUGAAUUUGAAGGUAUUUGAUUAUGACUUUUUUUCAUCUGAUGAUAUAAUGGGGGAAGCAGACAUUGAUCUUCAACCCCUGAUUUCAUCUGCAAUGAACUAUGGAGAUCCUAGUAUGUUUGAGGAUAUGCAGAUAGGAAUAUGGAUGAAAUCUCAAGACAAUGCGCUUAUAGAUGAUAGCGAAGUCAAAAUUGUUGGUGGUAAAGUUAAACAGGAGAUAUUAAUCAAGCUCCAGAACGUUGAAUCUGGAGAAUUAGAGUUAGCACUUGAGUGGAUGCCUUUUGAUCAUUAGGAAACACUAAUCUAGAACUGAACGAAGCAUUCUUGGAUUUGGAUUGAAAGGAAACCGUAUUUGAAUUCCUGAUCAGUAACAGUACGACGCGUCAAAAGGAGAAGAAAAAGAAGAAAUUUUGGGAGGGCAUUCCUGUGAUAUAACGAGCACGUAUAUUCCUUAUAAGGUCAUGUUUGUA